Messenger RNA from Symphalangus syndactylus (siamang), 9473 nucleotides. RefSeq lists its product as uncharacterized. The record is from RefSeq and is a predicted model, not a curated record. Lineage: Eukaryota; Metazoa; Chordata; Mammalia; Primates; Hylobatidae.
AUGCCCCAGUGCACCAACAGCCCAAUUUUGGCUAUAUUCUCUGAGCGAUUUAAGGAAGUCCGCAACCACUCAUCUCACGUGACCUUAAAAACGGGCGCAGUAGAGCCCAGAAUAAAACACUCCUUUUUCUUCUACAUCAACUUCACUGCCCAGCAUGAAGCGGGGGCACGCCCGCUCAACUGCACUGCAGCCGCUGCAAAUCCAAGGCUGCCACACCCCCCGGCAACCAGGGACACGGCUUCAUCUUCCUCUUUCUCCAGCGGAAAGGGGGCCCUCUCCACGGAACGCCCCACCUGCUGGAGUCCUCCACACCCCGAAACGCAACGCCCGGGAGCAGGCGCGGGUGGCAGGCGGCGCUGGGGGGCAACAGGAGCGGAAGGGCCGCGGCGACCUGCAACCCGCGCAUGCGCAGAUCCGAGUACCCGCCCGUUUACCUACCGUUGGAACCGCGAUGCCCCGUUCCCUGGCCGCGGCCGCUUCUCCAGGACCCGCGGCGACGGCAAGAGGGCGAGAACUGAGGCCCCAACUGGCUCCGCGGCCGGGAAGCCUCUUCCUGGGGCGGCCGCUGACGAGAGGUUAAAGCUACGGCUGCGGCGCGGGGCCAGCCCGCAGGUGGCAGUAAAGUGUUUUGUCCAAACUAAAUUACAACGACUACUUCCCAAUAGAUGGAAGCAAAGCGUCUGGACGAAGGAGAGCUUUUUUCUCAUGGAUCUGCUGAAUACAGACAUUUUUGAUUGUCACCACUGGAGAGGUGCUAUUGGCUGGUGGGUGAAGGUCAAGGAUGCUGGUAAACAUCCUUUAUGGCACAGGACAGCCCCUACAGCAAAGAACAGCAAUUCUGUUUGUUACAGAGAUGAGAGAAUACCUCACUAAAAGAAUACUUCAAAAUUACAUCACUUUUUCUUCUUUUUUCCUACAAGUUCUUUACCUGUAGAUGGAAACGUCACAUUUCAAUAUAUCAAUAGAGUCAAAAAUAGUAUUUGCAAUAGCUAUUUGGCCAGGAUGAGAAGUGACUGGUAUAGACCAAGCCUUUGUGUUUCCAAGACUCCCUCUGGAGAUGAGGCCAUGCCAGGAAAAUUACUACGUGAGAUAAAAUUGUUAUUUAUUUGCAAGAUGACUUUUAAGCCUGGAAAACAAGCACUCUAUCCAGCUCAUCUGAACAGAGGCAUUAUGCCUCUCAGAAGUAAGGUCAUGAGUCACGUCACUGUAGAAGGAAUAUAUCUUUGCUACAACCUGGACUGCAUUCUAGAUGCCAGGGAGGACCUCAGCAUAUCUGCCUCCCCAAGGUCAUCAGUGUCACUGGAAUGAGACUUGAAGUCAGGAAGUAGCUCUCUGUCUCUGCAGUUACUUUACAGAUGGCUAAUAAUGCCCUCAUUAUUCACAGAGAAUGCAAAUGGAUUCUUCCCUCCUUUACAUGAGUUUGACUGAAUUCGGCUCUUCCAGAUGUAGCAAGAUGUUGAGCCUUUCCCUUGCACCAUCAGUAAGGAAACUUUUAAUCAGGUGUUUUCCUUACCGUUACUGAUCUCCCUGAGCAAGGCUGUUUGAGUAUUGGGAUAUAGAUUAACUUGUGUUCAGUUAAGGCUGCCUUGUCUUUCUUAAUACAAUGUUAAUAAGAAACGAGCCACCCUAGCCAGAAAAGCCAAAAAGAUAUAUUCUAUCCCCACCAAUUCUAUCACUUAAAAGUAAAAUAGAUACAACAAACAUUCAAAGUUCCAGUUCUAGCCCUGUUACUAGCCUUUUGACUAUGGUCAAGUUACUUAGUUGUACCUUAGAUUCCCCAUUAGUCAAAUAGGGAAACUAAGACUUAAAUGAAUUGGUAUGCAUAAAAGUGCUUUAUUAGCCAUAUACAAUUUUUUCAGUUCUCUCUCCUAUACUGCAUUCAGAGGCCUAGAGAACAAUCUGAAAAUGUCUUGCUUUCAUAUCUGGAUUUUUAUUGCUAGGAAUGAGGCCCGGUGUGAACACCUUUCUUGACAGAAGUUGCCAAAUCUUUGUCUAUCUAUUUGUAAAUGAAAACCAAGAACCACUGAGAAUUCCCCCAAACUCUCGGUGCUGGUUUUAAGAUCUUCUGAGUCUUGUAAGUUAUAGUAAAUACAAGCACAUCUCUUCCCCAAUUAGAAGCAUAUUUACACUGCCCAUUUGUAGAACAAGACAUGACUGUAAAUACAGAUAGGAAGCCAUCAUUACAUGCAGUCUUGUGUGCAGGGAAAAACAAGUGCAUAUGGAGAUGAGAUUGUGACUACUCUUGAUUCUUACAGAGCAGUAAAAUGCUAUCAAAUUCAGUCAAACUCAGCUAAUUAAUUUUCUCCUUGAGGUAGUCUCCUCUACUGGGAAGAAAGGAAGAACUAAAAACACAUCAAAUUUAAAUCCUCUGGUAAAAGAGAAGCAACUCACCAUUAGAGAGAUGUAUUGCUGGCUCUUCCAAGAAAUGGAGUGGAAAUCUUUCUGUGCCACUUUGCCCAGGACCAUUGUGCCAGUGUGCAAGAAUGUGUGUUUUUCAUAAACAGAAAAAUAUCACUAGCUGCAAAGAGAAGAAACUGUUCCAGGGUGUACAAAUCCCACGCCAACCUCCAAAAUAAUGGCAAAUACUGUUCUGAUCUUAGCAACCCAGAAUAACCUUUGUGCCAUUUAUUUAUUCAACACAUAUUUCUUGGACAGCUGUUAUGGGUCAGGCACUGUGCUGGGGGACAUGAUCACGAUCUCUGCCCUGGAAAAGCUUCAUCUUACAUAUCUCUGGAAUAAAAUCUUUUGUUUAAUAGAACCAAAGUUAACAUAAUGUGGAUUUCAGCUUCUGUAUUCACUCAUAUAGCCACUGGUGCCAGUCACAUCCAGUUUAGAGAGCUGGAACAAUUGACAGUAAGUCUCAUCUUUGCCAAGUCCACAUAUUUGGCCUGAUAACUUAGAAUUCAGUGUAUGACAAUAAUGUAAGCCAAUACUAUCAUCAGCUAUAAGACUAAUUUGUUUUGGUUUCUUUAUUAAAUUCCUAUAAUCAGCUAGAUAUUUUUUCCACAAUCAGAACUUUUAUUGUUAAAAAUAAAUAAAUAACAAAGAAUAAAUAUCCCUUUCUCUUCGUCUGCCUGUAUCCAUAUAGGGGAAAGAAAAAAGUAUUCAGAGAUUCAGUGAGAUUAUGACCUUCAUAAAGUCAUGAGCUUUCUACUGCCUUUUUAACCAGAAAUCUAGGCAGGAGGGUCUCACCAUUUUGCAUACCCUACCUGUUCCUUAGAGGCUCUAGGCUUUUGAGCCUUCCUAUCAUUUGACCAGCCAGGUUGCUUCUCAGCACCUUUUUUUUCCCCUUUGAGUCAGGGUCUUGCUUUGUCUCCCAGGUUGGGGUCCAGUGGCCCAAUUAUAGCUCACUGCAGCCUCUAUAUCCCAGGCUCAAGCAAUCCUCCCACCUCAGCCUCCCAAGUAGCUGGGACUACAGGUAUGUGCCACCAUGCCCAGUUUUUGUUUUUUUUUUUUCUUAGAGACAUAUUAUCACUACAUUGCCCAGGGUGGCCUCUAACUCCUGGGCUCAAGAUAUCCUCCCACCUCAGCCUCCCAAAGUGCUGGGAUUACAGGCAUGAGCCACCAUGCCUAGCCUUCAGGCACCUUCCAUUCAGACCACAUUUUCUGUGGCAAACUGACAACGCCGAUGUUUGCAGAUUGCAGUCUAACUACAGCUGUAUUUUUUGCCAAACAUUUACACCUAACUGCUCUUUUCCACUAAAGUAUAUAACAAUUUACAGAAGCAUUUAAUGUUUUCUGAAUCCCCAAGCUCAUCAGCAGAGAAGCUCCAAAACAUGAAGGCGUGCAUCCCUAUUUUAGGCCUUCGUAUAAAGAAACCAACCUGGCCGGGCACGGUGGUUCAAGCCUGUAAUCCCAGCACUUUGGGAGGCCGAGGCAGGCAGAUCACGAGGUCAGGAGUUCAAGACCAGCCUGACCAACAUAGUGAAACCCCAUCUCUACUAAAAAUACAAAGUUAGCCGGGUGUGGUGGCGCAUGCCUGUAAUCCCAGCUACUGGGGAGGCUGAGGCAGAAGAAUCGUUUGAACCCAGGAGGCAGAGGUUGCAGUGAGCCGAGAUUGCGCCACUGUACUUCUGCCUGGUGACAGAGUGAGACUCUGUCUCAAAAAAAAAAAAAAAAAAAGGCCAGGCACGGUGGCUCAAGCCUGUAAUCCCAGCACUUUGGGAGGCCGAGGCGGGCCGAUCACAAGGUCAGGAGUUCCAGACCAGCCUGGCCAAUAUGGUGAAAUGCUGUCUCUACUAAAAAUAUUUUUAAAAAUUAGCUGGGCAUGGUGGUGCAUGCCUGUGAUCCCAGCUACUCAGGAGGCUGAGGCAGGAGAAUUGCUCGAAUUGGGAGGCAGAGGUUGCGGUGAGCCGAGAUCGCGCCACUGCACUCCAGCCUGGGCAACGGAGACACCGUCUUAAAAACAAAACAAAACAAAACAAACAAAAAAAGAAGGAGAUAAUAGAAUGGAGGGAAGACAAUAUUCAAAGAAAUAGUGGCUGAACAUUUUCCAGAAUUGAAGGUAAAUAUCCUAAAUUCUAGAAGACCAAAACUUGCCAUGCUGAAAAGUAUAAAAUGCACACAUAAAGUUUAGUACCCAGAGAGAAAGGGGAUCUUAAAAUUAGGCAGCAAGAAAAGACAUUAGGCCAGGCACAGUGGCUCACGUCUGUAAUCCCAGCACUCUGGGAGGCCAACAUGAGCAGAUUGCCUGAGGUCAGGAGUUCGAGACCAGCCUGACCAACAUGGCAAAACCCUGCCUCUACUAAAAUUACAAAAAUUAGCUGGGUGUGGUGGCACACGCCUGUAAUCCCAGCUACUCUAGAGGCUAAGGCAGGAGAAUCGCUUGAACCUGGGAGGCAGAGGUUGCAGUGAGCCGAGAUUGUGCCACUGCACUCCAGCCUAGGCAACAGAGCAAGACUCCAUCUCAAACAAAAAAAAGAAAGACACUAAUCUUCAAAGAAAAGAUAAUUUGGCUGACAGCUGACCUUUCAAUAGUAACAAUAGAAGCCAAAUGAUACCGCAGUGUAUCUUCAAAAUGUUAAGAGAAAAUUACCAUCUUCCAGAAGGAAGAUCCAAAAUGCGAGAAGUAAUGGUAAACAAAGAAAAUCGUUUGCAUGUUUCCUGUAAAUGUAAACACUGUCCAAAAUAAUGGCAACAAUAUCUAAAUUCUACUAUUGUUCAAUAAUUUUACAUAUACUAUUGUAAGAGGGUAGAUGAAAUUAAAGUAUUAGAAGGCUUUAUAUUGUUUAAGAGGAGGCUAAAUAAGUUUAUAAUUGUUGAGUUAAAUAUACAUGUUAAAAUUUCUACAUAAUCAGUACAAGAAAUUAAACAGUAUAUAUAACUUCCAGUUUAUUAUGGGGAUAAAAUAAAAUGAGAAGAUCUUAAUUUUAAAAAUGGAUAAAAAAUUUUAAAGGAGGACAAAUAGUAAAACAUUAGAUAGCAGAAAUAAAUUCAAAUAUGAGUAAUUACAAUCAGUGUAAAUAUAUUAAUUCCUAAUUAAAAGUCAAAGAGCUGGGCAUGGUGGUUCACACCCAUAAUCCCAGCACUUUGGGAGGCCAAGGCAGGAGGAUUGCUUAAGGCCAGGAGUUUGAAGCCAGCCUGGGCAACAUAGCAAGACCCCAUCUCUAAAAAAAAAAAAAAUUUUGGUCGAGGGUGGUACUGAGACGGGAGAAUCACUUGAGCCUGGGAAUUCAAGCCUGCAGUAAGCACCACCACACUCCAGCCUGGGCGGCAGAGCAAGACCCUGUCUCAAAAAAAAAUUAAUAGCCAGGCACAGUGGUUUGCACCUGUAAUCCCAGCUAGUCAGGAGGCUGAGGCAGGAGGAUCAUUUGAGCCCAGAAGUUCAAGGUUACAGUGAGCUAUGAUUGCACCACUGCACUCCAGCCUGCGCAACAGGGGAAGACCCUGAAGUUCAUAGCUGCAUUUAUUAUAUUGGCGAGAAAAAUGGAAACUCAAGCUCAGGUAGCUAUUAAUGAUAGAAUGAUGAAUGAUUAAUACAGUAUGGUAUCUUCAUACCAUGCAAACAGUGAAAAUGAACAAACUACAGCUACAAACGACAAUAUGAUGAAUCACGAAAAUAAAUGAAAGAAGCCAGACACAAACACAUACUGUAUUAAUCCAUUAAAAACAGUUCAAAAGCAGGGAAAACUAAACUAUCAUUUUAGAAGUCAGAAUUGUAGUUAAGGAGGGAAGUCUUUUUGAGGAAGGAAGAAAUCAAUAAUAAGGAGGGGUCAUGAGAAGAUAUUCCAUUUCUUAACCUAGGGGGAAGUUGCAUGUAUAUGUUCACCUAGGGACAAUUCAGUGAGCUGUACUCAUGAUCUGUAUACUUCUCUGUCUGUAUGUAUUUUAUAUUUCAAAAAGUUUAAAAACUAGCUGCUUAAGUUUUUAAGUUUUUUCUUUAAUUGAAAUUAAAUAUAACAGUGUUUCCCCAAAAAAGCAAAACUAAAUCAUUGUGUUUAGGGAUACAAAUUAGGGGGAAAAAAAAAAAAAAAAGCCAGGAAGUGACUAACAUAGACAUCAUGAUACUGGUUCAGGUUAUUUUGGGAACGAGGGGCAAGAGUUCGUGGAGACACAAAAAUAAGAAUGCUCUUAUUCUUGAUAUGAGCUAUGGUGGUUACAUGGGUAUGUGCUUUGUAUUAAAUUGACCAGGGGCCAGGCACGGUGGGUCAUGCCUGUAAUCCCAGCACUUUGGGAGGCUGAGGAGAGUGGACCACCUGAAGCCAGGAGUUCAAGACCAGCCUGGCUAACAUGGUGAAACCCUGUUUCUGCUAAAAAUACAAAAAGUAGCCAGGAGUGGUGGCGCAUGCCUGUAGUCCCAGCUACUCGGGAGGCUGAGGCAGGAGAAUCACUCGAACCCAGGAAGUGGAGGUUACAGUGAGCCAAGAUCGUGCCACUUCAUCCCAGCCAGGGCAACAGAGCCAGACUCCAUCUCAGAUAAGAAAGAACAACAAAAAAAGAAAUUGACCAGGUCAGCAAGAAUCACUUGAGGCCAGGAAUUGGAGACCAGCCUGGGCACCAUAGUGAGACCCCGUCUCUAUAAAAAAUAAAAUUAAAAAUUAGCCAGGCAUGAUAACACACUAGUAGUCCCAGCUACUCAGGAGGCUGAGGUGGGAGGAUUGCUUGAGGCCAGGUCAAAGCUGCAGUGAUCCAUGAUUGUGCCACUGCACUCCACCCUGGGUGACAGAGAGAGACCCUGUCUCAAAAAAUAAAUAAGAAAUAAGAAUAAAUUAUUGACCUGUGUUUACUUUGUUCAGGCAUUAUUCUUUUUUUUCUUUUUUUUUUUGAGAUGGAGUCUUGCUCUGUCACCAGGCUGAAGUGCAGUGGCGCGAUCUCGGCUCACUGCAACCUCCACCUCCCGAGUUCGAGAGAUUCCCCUGCCUCAGCCUCCUAAGUAGCUGGGACUACAGGUGCACGCCACCAUGCCCGGCGUGCAUGGAUUACAAGCUUGAGCCACUGCACUAGCCUAAAAAAGAUAUUUUAAAGCAAGCUUUUAAAAAAAGAUAAUAGGCCGGGCGCUGUGGCUCAUGCCUCUAUUCCCAGCACUUUGGGAGGCCAAGGUGGGCGAAUCACCUGAGGUCAGGAGUUCGAGACCAGCCUGACCAGUGUGGUGAAACCCAGCCUGUAAUAAAAAUACAAAAAUUAGCCAGGCAUGGUGGCACAUGUCUGUAAUCCCAGCUACUCAGGAGGCUGAGGCAGGAGAAUCACUUGAACCCAGUGGGCGGAGGUUGCAGUGACCCGAGAUCACACCAUUGCACUCCAGCCUGGGCGACAGAGCAAGACUCCGUCUCAAAAAAAAAAAACAAACAGAUAAUAUAAGACAAUGUCUUCAUGAUUCUUAAAUAAAACACAGCCUUUUCACGGUAAAUAAGGAUUGAUAAAUUCAGCUAUUUUACAUUUGACACCAUUAAAAAAGUGAAAAUUCAAGCCAAAAGACUGGAAAAGUUAGCUACAAAACAUUCAACCCAAAAAGGACUACUAUCCACAUGAUAUAAAGAACUUCUGGAAAUAAAUUUUAAAUUUUUUGAAAAGACUAUCUAAUAUGAAAUUACAAAAAUAAACUUUUUUAUAGGGAUUGCACAUAAAAGGAAAUCCAAAUGGCCAACACAUGUAUGAAAAUACUCAACCACAUUAGUAAUCAGGGAAACGCAAACUAAAAAAUACAACUUUACAUCCACCAUAAUAAACUCACCAGCAUGGCCAAAAUUAGUAAGUCUGAUAGUAUCAAGUGAUGUGGAACAACAGAAUCUCUUUCACUGCUAGUAGCAGUGUAAAUUCUAAAAUUGAAAACAUAAUAUCUCUAGAACUAAACAAUUCCACUCCUGAGUAUAUACUCUGGAGAUCUGUGUGCACAAAGGUAGCAGAAUAUAGGUACAAAAAUGUUCACAUCUGCAUUAAUUCUAAUAGUCCAAAAAUGGAAACAAAACACUCCAGCCACAGAAGGAUAGACCAUACAAGGAAAUACAUACAACAAUGAGAAAAGAAUGAGGCCAGGCAUGGUGGCUCAUGCCUGUAAUCCUAGCCCUUUGGGAGGCUGAGGCAGGCAGAUCACUUGAGCUCAGGAGUUUGAGACAAGCCCAGGUAACACGGCAAAACCCUAUCUCUACAAAAAAUACAAAAAUUAGCCAAGCACAGUGGCACACACCUGUAAUCGCAGCUACUCAGGAGGCUGAGUGGGAGGACAGUUUGAGCCUGGGAGGCAGAGGCUGCAGUGAGCCAAGACUGUACCAUUGCACUUCAGCCUGGGCAACAGAGCCAGACUCUAUCUCAAAAAGAAAAAAAGAAUGAAUAAACUUAGACCUACAGGUAGCCACAUUGUUGAAUCAUAGUAAUAAAGAAGGUAAAUAAAAUACAAAAGAAACCUACAGAAUGGCUCUUUUAUAAAGCUCAAAAUCAGACAAAACUAGUCAGAGGUACAUACACAGGUGGUAAAAUUACAAAGAGUGGCCAGACACAGUGGCUCACACCUGUAAUCCCAGCACGUUGGGAAGCUGAGGCAGGUGGAGGUACUAAAAAUACAAAAAUUAGCCGGGCGUGGUGGCAGGUGCCUGUAAUCCCAGCUACUCAGGAGGCUGAGGCAGGAGAAUCGCUUGAACCCAGGAGGCAGAGGUCACAGUGAGCCAAGAUAGCACCACUGCACUCCCGCUUGGGCAACAAGAGUGAAACUCCAUCUCAAAAAAAAAAAAAUUACAGAGUAUGAUAUGGUUUGGCUGUGUCCCCACCCAAAUCUCAUCUUGAAUUCUCACAUGUUGUGGGAGGGACGCAGUGGGAAGUAAUUGAAUCAUGGGGGCAGGUCUUUCCCAUGCUGUUCUCGUGAUAGUAAGUCUCACAAGAUCUGGUGGCUUUAUAAGGCAGAGUUUCCCUGCAUAAGCUCUCUCUUUGCUUGCUGCCAUCCACGUAAGAUGUGACUUGCUCCUCCUUCCUUCCACCAUGAUUGUGAGGCCUCCCCAGCCAUGUGGAACUGUUAAGUCCAAUAAACCUGUUUCUUUUGUAAA